This is a messenger RNA of Owenia fusiformis, 1866 nucleotides long. The record is from the annotation of a GenBank genome assembly. Lineage: Eukaryota; Metazoa; Annelida; Polychaeta; Sabellida; Oweniidae.
UUUUUGAAAAAAAUUCUAAAUAAAAUUUGUUCUCACUAUGGACCCUUUAUUUAUGGCAUAUAGCUUCUUUCGUCGUCGGAAAUAUGAACCAUGUGUAGAACUAUGUACCAACUUGCUAGAGAAGAAUCCUUAUGACCAGGCUGCCUGGAGUUUGAAAACCAGAGCUCUGACAGAACAAGUUCUUGUUGAUGAGGUUGAGAAUGAAGAAGAGGGGAUUGCUGAGAUGCUGAUGGAUGAUAAUGCAAUAGCACAGGUGGCACGUCCUGGUACAUCAUUAAAGAAACCAGGAACAAGCUCAAACGGACCUAGUCAGGGUGUCAGACCCAUGUCACAGAGUGGUAGACCAUUGAGUGGGUUUGUACGACCAGGCACCCAGGGGGGCAGACCAGGAACAAUGGACCAGGCCUUGAAAACUCCCAGAACAGCAUCUACAGCUAGACCUGUCACCAGUGCUUCAGGGAGAUAUGUUAGGCUUGGCACUGCGUCAAUGUUAUCCAACCCAGAUGGUCCAUUUAUUAAUCUUGGAAGGCUGAAUUUUGGGAAGUAUGCACAACGUCCAAAUCUAGCCAAAUCUCUAUUUGAGUAUAUCUUACAUCAUGAAAAUGAUGUCAGAAAUGCCUUGGAACUUGCAGCUGCAGCCACUGAGGCAUGUCAGUACAAGGACUGGUGGUGGAAGGUCCAGCUAGGAAAAUGCUACUACAGACUUGGAAUGUACAGAGAGUCAGAAAGGCAGCUAAAAUCUGCCUUGAAGGAGCAGGAUGUUAUAGAUACCUAUCUGUAUUUAUGUAAGAACUACAAGAGACUAGACCAGCCCCUGGCUGCAAUAGAAUACUACAAACAAGGCCUUGAAAAGUUCCCUGGGGAGGUGUCAUUACUACUAGGGAUAGCUAGAAUACAUGAGGCAUUAAAUGACAAUGUAGAAUCUCUGAAGAUGUAUAAAGAAGUCCUUCACCAUGAUAAUAUGAAUGUAGAAGCAAUAGCUAGUAUAGCCACGAAUCACUUCUAUUCAGAUCAGCCUGAGAUAGCACUAAAGUUUUACAGACGGUUGUUACAGAUGGGAGUUUACAAUUCUGAGCUGUUUACAAACCUUGGACUUUGUUGUUUCUAUGCUCAACAAUAUGACAUGACUCUUACAUGCUUUGAACGUGCACUCACCAUGGCAACGGAUGAAAAUGCUGCUGAUAUUUGGUAUAAUGUUGGCCAUGUUGCUCUUGGCAUUGGUGAUAUGAACUUGGCCUACCAGUGCUUUAGACUUGCAAUAAGUGCUUCAAAUGAUCACCCUGAAGCCUACAAUAACCUAGGAGUGUUAGAGCUCAGGAAAGGACAUAUAGAACAAGCAAGAGCUUUCUUCCAGUCUGCCCAGUCAAUGGCCCCACAUAUGUUUGAACCUCACUAUAACUUUGCACAGCUUUCUGAUAAGGUUGGUGAUUUACAAAGCAGCUACAAUGCUGUUAACAAAGCAAAGGAGGCAUUCCCAGACCAUGCAGACUCUAAAGACCUAUUUAAACAGCUUAAACAUCACUUUGCAAUGCUCUGAGCAUCAUGGGAAUUGCCACCUCUUAUUUCCACCUCAUAGAUGUGAAUCUUGGAAUAUAUUCAAAAUGUAUUUUCUGGAUGAAUUAUUGGAGGUUCAGGAGAUAUAAUGCCCAGUCACUAUAGUACAUUAUAGGACGCAUUAUUGCAUCAUAUCUUCACACGUUCGGUCUUCACUGUGACUGAAGGGGAGCUGAGCGAACAAAGAUGAUCACAUCAGUCAGUCCCUACAUAUGUACAUAAAAUGCCCACUAUUUACCAUUUUGGUGUAAAAAGGUGUAGACAGUGUUAAGAGUUGACCUCUAUGUUCUGCAUAUUGGAGAUGUACCAUUU